GUCCCCCGGCUCAGGAUGGAGCAGCUGGACGAAGUGGAGCUGCUGCUGGAGAAGAGUUUCUGGGAGGAGGCAGAGCCACCGGCCGAGACAUUUCAGAAGAAAGUGGAAGCUUCUAAAACUGUGCUGAGCCGAGGAAUGGAUAACCGGUACCUGGUUGUAGCUGUCAGUAUUGUACAGAAUGAAGAGGGAAGUCAGGAAAAACAUCUAACCAUUACUACUUGCCAAUCACUGGAACAUAAAGAACUAUGCAUCCUUAGGAAUGACUGGUGUUCUGUUCUAGUAGAGCCAGGGGACAUCAUUCAUUUGGAAGGAGACUGCACAUCUGACACGUGGAUAAUUGAUAAAGAUUCGGGGUAUUUAGUUCUGUAUCCAGACAUGCUGAUUUCUGGCACAAGUGUAGCCAGUAGUAUUCGAUGUAUGAGAAGAGCUGUUCUGAGUGAAACUUUUAGGAGGUCUGAUCCUACCACACGCCAAAUGCUUGUUGGUACCAUUCUUCAUGAAGUAUUUCAAAAAGCAGUAAGUGAUAGCUUUGCUCCAGAAAAGCUACAAGAACUUGCAUUUCAAACUGUUCAAGAAAUAAGGCACCUGAAGGAGAUGUACCGCUUAAAUCUGAAUCAAGGUGAACUAAGGCAAGAAGUUGAGGAGUAUCUUCCUUCAUUUUCAAAGUGGGCUGGAGAUUUCAUGAAUAAGGAUACUUCAACUGACUUCCCUCAGAUGGAGCUCUCUCUACCAAGUGAUGAUAGUAAGAAUAAUUCCACAUGUAAUAUUGAAGUCAUAAAAUCACUGGAUAUUGAAGAAAGUAUUUGGUCCCCUAGGUUUGGAUUAAAGGGCAAAAUAGAUGUUACAGUUGGUGUGAAAAUACAUCGAGGGUGUAAAACGAAAUAUAAAAUAAUGCCUUUGGAACUUAAAACUGGCAAAGAAUCUAAUUCUAUUGAACACCGUAGUCAGGUUAUUCUGUACACACUGCUAAGCCAAGAAAGAAGAGCUGAUCCUGAGGCUGGCUUACUCCUCUACCUCAAGACUGGCCAGAUGUACCCUGUACCUGCCAAACAUCUAGAUAAAAGAGAAUUAUUAAAGCUAAGAAACCAGAUGGCAUUCUCUUUGUCUCAUCGUAUCAGCAAAUCUGCUGCAGGAAAGGAGAAGACACAGCUUGCUCCUUUGCCAGAAAUAAUUGAGGACUAUCAAACCUGUAAACAUUGCUCACAAGUGGACAUCUGUGCUCUGUAUAGCAGAGCAUUUGAACAACAAUCGGGCUGUUCAGUCCCGAUUGGCAUGCUGCCCAAAAUAACAGAAGAAACCCAGCAUCUGACGCUUGCACACUUAGAGUAUUUCAGCCUCUGGUAUCUAAUGUUAACCUUGGAAGCACAAUCAAAGGACAACAGAAAGAAUUAUCAGAAUAUAUGGCUAAUGCCGGCUUUGGAAAUGGAGGAAAGGGGCAACUGCAUUGGAGACCUGAUUAGAACAGAAAAUGUAAUAACAGUUUGUGAAGGCCUAUAUUUACAUCAUUUUCGACGGAAAACUGGUGCUGUGCCUGUCACAAAUCUAAUGGCAGGUGACAGGAUUAUUUUAAGUGGAGAAGAGAGAGCACUCUUUGCUUUGUCUAGGGGAUAUGUGAAGAAGAUUGAUGUGGCAACAGUAACCUGCUUACUAGACAGGAAUUUGUCAGCACUCCCAAAAUCUACUCUGCUCAGACUAGACCAAGAAGAAAAGAAUUGUGAUAUAGUUACCCCGCUAACAAAUCUCUCUAAAUUGAUGGAAAACACUUAUGCCAGCAAAAAACUUCGGGAUUUAAUCAUUGACUUUCGUGAACCUCAGUUUAUAUCAUACCUCAGUUCUGUUCUCCCACAUGAUGCAAAGGAUACAGUUGCCAGCAUUCUCAAAGGUUUGAAUAAACCUCAAAGGCAAGCAAUGAAAAAGGUACUUCUUUCAAAAGACUACACACUCAUUGUGGGUAUGCCCGGGACCGGAAAGACAACUACAAUAUGUACUCUUGUACGAAUCCUCCAUGCCUGUGGUUUUAGUGUUUUGUUAACCAGCUAUACACACUCUGCUGUUGACAAUAUUCUUUUGAAGUUAGCGAAGUUCAAAGUAGGAUUUUUGCGUUUGGGUCAGACUCAGAAGGUUCAUCCAGAUAUCCAGAAAUUUACAGAGGAGGAAAUCUGCAGAUCAGAGUCCAUUACAUCUUUAUCUCAUUUAGAAGCACUCUACAAUAGUCAACUCAUAGUUGCAACAACAUGUAUGGGAAUAAAUCAUCCUAUUUUUUCCCGCAAAAUUUUUGAUUUUUGUAUUGUGGAUGAAGCAUCUCAAAUUAGCCAGCCUGUUUGCCUGGGACCACUUUUUUUCUCACAGAGAUUUGUGUUGGUGGGAGAUCAUCAGCAACUUCCUCCCCUGGUGCUAAAUCGUGAAGCAAGAGCUCUUGGCAUGAGUGAAAGCUUAUUUAAGAGGCUGGAACAGAAUAAGAAUGCUGUUGUACAAUUAACUGUGCAGUACAGAAUGAACAGUAAAAUUAUGUCCUUAAGUAAUAAGCUGACAUAUGAGGGAAAGCUGGAGUGUGGAUCGGACAAAGUGGCCAAUGCAGUGAUAAAUCUACCUCACUUAAAAAAUGUGAAGCUGGAGCUGGAACUUUAUGCUGAUUAUUCUGAAAAUCCUUGGCUGAAUGGAGUAUUUGAGCCAAACAGUCCUGUUUGUUUUCUUAAUACAAACAAGGUUCCAGCACCAGAGCAAGUUGAAAAAGGUGGUGUGAGCAAUAUAAUAGAAGCCAAACUCAUAGUUUUCCUCACCUCACUAUUUAUUAAGGCUGGAUGUAAUCCAUCUGAUAUUGGUGUCAUUGCACCGUACAGGCAGCAGUUAAAGAUAAUCACUAACUUACUGGCACAUUCUUCGGUUGGGAUGGUCGAAGUUAAUACAGUGGACAGAUACCAAGGAAGAGACAAAAGUAUCAUCCUGGUAUCUUUUGUUAGAAGUAAUAAGGGUGGAAAUAUUGGUGAACUCUUAAAAGAUUGGCGGCGUCUUAAUGUUGCUAUAACCAGAGCCAAACAUAAACUAAUUCUCCUGGGAUGUGUGCCUUCCCUAAACCACUACCCUCCUUUGGAGAAACUACUUUGUCAUCUCAACUCAGAAAAAUUAAUCAUUGAUCUUCCAUCGGGAGACCAUGACAGUCUUUGUCAUGCACUGGGUGCUUUCCAAAGAUGA
Chrysochloris asiatica (Cape golden mole) is the source of this 3192-nucleotide messenger RNA. RefSeq names its product DNA replication helicase/nuclease 2 (gene DNA2). Gene Ontology annotation, biological process: replication fork reversal. Gene Ontology annotation, cellular component: cytoplasm. The transcript has 21 exons. The record is from RefSeq and is a predicted model, not a curated record. Lineage: Eukaryota; Metazoa; Chordata; Mammalia; Afrosoricida; Chrysochloridae. Gene Ontology annotation, molecular function: single-stranded DNA helicase activity; 5'-flap endonuclease activity. The coding region runs from base 16 to 3192 and encodes 1058 amino acids.